AUGAUGGCGAUAGUCGCUACAAAGCCAAUUUCAGCUGGAAUAUCAGCUAGUUCAGCAGCUUUUCAGCAAUAUAUGUCAGGAAUUAUAAAUGUGGCAUGCAAUAAUAGUAUAAAUCAUGAAGUUGUUAUUGUUGGUUAUAGCUACAACUCCUAUUGAAUCAUCAAAACCUCUUGGGGAACUGGCUGGGGCGAAAAUGGAUAUGCAAAAGUUUCAAUGGCAAGCGUGCAAGGAUCUUGCUGCAUUCACAUGUUUCCAACUUACCCAGUGGUUUAA
This is a messenger RNA of Blepharisma stoltei, 273 nucleotides long. The record is from the annotation of a GenBank genome assembly. NCBI's taxonomy places the organism in Eukaryota, Ciliophora, Heterotrichea, Heterotrichida, Blepharismidae.